GUACUUGCUCUGUCAUCAAAGGAAAAAAGGGGAGUAGAUCCGAAAGAAGAAAUUGAAAAUUAUAGAGAAAUUUGUGCAACCACCAACAACCAUCUUAAUUAGACAAAUUUUAAUUAAGAUAUUAGAUAAAAACUGGAGCAUAUUACUCCACCAACCAAGGAGUUUGAACAAAGAGAUUAUUGGCUUUGCGAAUUCACACUAAAUCAAGUGAAAAAUGAUUGGUGGUUUGUUUGUAUACAACCACAAAGGCGAGGUGCUCAUCAGCCGUGUCUAUCGCGAUGACAUUGGUCGCAAUGCCGUGGAUGCCUUUAGGGUCAACGUUAUCCAUGCUCGUCAGCAGGUUCGUUCGCCCGUCACCAACAUUGCACGUACCAGCUUUUUCCAUAUAAAGCGUGCCAAUAUUUGGUUGGCUGCUGUGACCAAACAAAAUGUUAACGCUGCCAUGGUCUUUGAGUUUUUGCUGAAAAUCAUAGAGGUCAUGCAAUCGUAUUUUGGCAAAAUAUCCGAGGAAAAUAUUAAGAAUAACUUCGUCUUGAUCUACGAGCUGCUCGAUGAGAUUCUGGAUUUUGGUUAUCCCCAAAACACAGACCCGGGCACAUUGAAAACGUUCAUUACUCAGCAGGGCAUCAAGUCGGCAACGAAGGAAGAACAGAUGCAAAUCACAUCUCAAGUAACUGGUCAAAUCGGUUGGAGACGUGAGGGUAUAAAAUACCGACGAAACGAAUUAUUCUUGGAUGUAUUGGAAUAUGUUAAUUUAUUAAUGAGUCCUCAAGGGCAAGUGCUUUCAGCUCACGUAGCUGGUCGGGUAGUAAUGAAAUCGUAUCUGUCGGGUAUGCCUGAAUGCAAAUUCGGUAUUAAUGACAAAAUUGUUAUGGAAUCUAGAGGUCGUGGAUUAUCUGGUAACACUGAGGCGGAUACUUCACGUUCCGGCAAACCGGUGGUGGUUAUUGACGACUGUCAAUUCCAUCAAUGCGUUAAACUUAGUAAAUUUGAAACGGAGCAUUCAAUUAGCUUUAUACCGCCGGACGGUGAAUUCGAAUUGAUGCGCUAUCGUACAACCAAAGAUAUUUCGCUGCCAUUCCGUGUUAUACCACUGGUGCGUGAAGUCGGACGCACCAAAAUGGAAGUAAAAGUGGUCUUGAAAUCCAAUUUCAAGCCCUCUCUAUUGGGACAAAAGAUUGAGGUUAAAAUUCCCACACCCCUUAACACUUCGGGGGUACAACUGAUCUGUUUGAAGGGCAAAGCCAAGUAUAAGGCAUCCGAAAAUGCCAUAGUCUGGAAGAUCAAACGUAUGGCCGGCAUGAAAGAAACUCAACUCUCGGCAGAAAUAGAACUUCUUGAGACCGAUACGAAAAAGAAGUGGACCCGUCCACCCAUCUCUAUGAACUUUGAAGUACCUUUUGCACCAUCCGGCUUUAAAGUGCGCUAUUUGAAAGUAUUCGAGCCCAAACUGAAUUACUCCGACCACGAUGUGGUCAAAUGGGUGCGCUACAUUGGACGUAGUGGUCUCUAUGAAACACGUUGCUAAAUUAUAUCUGCGUCCGUUUCGAUUUAUGCAAUCCGGAAUGAGUUGAACAACAGCAAGCAAUGUUGCGCACGAAAAAAAAAAGAAGAAAGACCUAUUACAAGAUCCUAUGUUGUUUUUGUUAAUUCCUCGUUGACACAUCAAACAAGUUUCAAUCGAUUCGAGCAAUUGAACAAAUGUUUGCAAAAUUAUUAAAAUAAUUCCAAUAAAUAUAAACAAAAUAUAUAUAUUUAAUUUAGACUACACACACACACACAUGUAUUCCUAAAACACAAAGUUAUUUAAAAAAUACCCUUUAUUCAUUCAUUACAAUGCUUUAUAUAAUGUAUUGGUUUUUAUAUAUAUAUAUAUAUAUAUAUAUAUUUAUCUUUGUAACCCUUAUUGUGUAAUGUACCAUAUUAUUUUGUUUCCUAUUUUCUUACUUUGAAAAGUUAAAAACACUUUUUAAGACAAAUAAUCUCUCUUUUCGAAAAACAAAAUACAAUUUAUAGUUAGUUGUAGCAAAAGAAAGAUACGCGAAUGAGCUAUGUUGGCCCCGGACCACAUGAGCAAGUGAUCGUGUUCAUUGUUACGAACCACAAGCCAUACGAUUUGAGUUGGAAAAGGAUGAACUAUCAAACCAUUCUUCUCAAGCAUAAACAACAAAUUAAUAAUGCAUAUAAGUAUAGAGUGUUACCACCACAAAAGCAAACAAUAAUUACUCAAAAUUACUACAAUGUUUUUCUUUACUGUGAAUGAAAUUCAUAAACAAUUUUAUCUCAGCCACCCUUCUCUACUGCUCCCACACAUAGACCUUAGCAACCACUACAAUCAUUCAGAAAGACACAUCAAUUGGGUAUUCUUUAGAUCCGUAAAUUGUAAUAAUCAUUAUAAAUGUAUGUAUAUUCUCUGCGGGGAGCAACCUAACCAAGUUAAAACAUUCAAGAAUACAUUAAUAAAUACCAAUGCAGCAAGUUACAAUA
Messenger RNA from Stomoxys calcitrans (stable fly), 2487 nucleotides. It is a transcript of the gene AP-2mu, whose product is annotated as AP-2 complex subunit mu. Gene Ontology annotation, biological process: intracellular protein transport; clathrin-dependent endocytosis. The transcript has 4 exons. The record is from RefSeq and is a predicted model, not a curated record. Lineage: Eukaryota; Metazoa; Arthropoda; Insecta; Diptera; Muscidae. The coding region runs from base 215 to 1528 and encodes 437 amino acids. Gene Ontology annotation, molecular function: clathrin-cargo adaptor activity. Gene Ontology annotation, cellular component: cytoplasmic vesicle; AP-2 adaptor complex.